AUGCGCUACCCCGAGGCAGUGGCCAUGUCGUCUAUGGAGGCAGACACCGUGGCAGACGCGCUGCUCACCGUUUUCAGCAGAGCUACCAGGGACCAGGGGAUGCUUCUCAUCCCCACAAGGAAGCAGAAGCUGCAAGCUGCCUGGGACGGCCCCUUCAAGGUCAUCAGACAGAUCCAAGGUUCCUGCUGCUUGGCCCCUGCUGAUCUGUCCUCCCCCCACCCCCCCACCCCCUGCCAGGACAUCAUUGAGGACAAACUGGACAAGAAUCUGUGGCCCUUUUUGUCGGACCCGGUCCCUACCACCAGCUCCCAGGCUGCUGUCAGCGCCCGCUUUAGGCAUUGGCACAAGAACAAGCCAGCGGCCGAGUACCGGACGGGCCCGCGCCUCAUCAUUUACGUGCUGGGUGGGGUGUCCAUGUCUGAGAUGCGCUGUGCCUACGAAGUGACCCCGGCCAUCAAGGGCAAGUGGGAGGUGGUGAUCGGUUCCAGUCACAUCCUGACCCCCAAGCGCUUCCUGGAUGACAUCCAAACCCUCAACCAGCUGGACCCCGAGGAGGCCUAGAAGCAGCCCCCUCCCCCCAGAGACUCUGCCCCCCACAGUUUGCUGCCCCCAGCUCCACCUGCUCUUCUCAACAAGGCAUCUUCCCCCCUA
Messenger RNA from Caretta caretta (loggerhead turtle), 651 nucleotides. The record is from RefSeq and is a predicted model, not a curated record. Lineage: Eukaryota; Metazoa; Chordata; Testudines; Cheloniidae.